Molecule: messenger RNA, 4468 nt
Organism: Urocitellus parryii (Arctic ground squirrel)
Lineage: Eukaryota; Metazoa; Chordata; Mammalia; Rodentia; Sciuridae
Source: RefSeq, a predicted model, not a curated record
UGAGGCUGCGCUUAAAAGGCAGGGAAUCGCUGUCCGCAAUAUUUUUCCUCGACAGAUCCUGCCGCAGUCUGCUCCCUCCCGCACCACCCUCCUCCGCCCUCCCGGCAGUAGCCGCCGCCGCGUCUCCUGUGUCCUCUGCCUGUGUUUCCUGGUCCUGCACCGCCGCUCCCGCUUGUUCUCUUCGACCCCGGCCUUGAGGUAACGCGUCCAGGGCCAAGCCGCCGGGCCCUCCGCCCCGAGCGCCUGCCCUCAGUGCUCGCCCCGGUGGGUGUGGCCCGGCCUGCCCUGUGCCCUACUACCGCACUUCGGUUUCCUCUCGCUCGCCGCCGCUACAUUUCGGCCUCCUCCCCGGGCCCCUAGCUCCCCGCCCCCACUGCCGGAGACCGAGCCCCUGAGCUAGUCAAGAUGUCCGAGGCGGCAGGAAAUCUCAAUAGCCUCCGCAUGGCGAAUGUGGCCCUGCGAGAAGAAUUAAAUGCCCUUCGCGGGGAGAAUGCCAAUUUGGGCCUUCAGCUGGGAAGAGCCCUGGCCGAGGUUAAUUCCUUGCGGGGCAAUGUCUCCAGCUACGUCCGCUGGCCAGUGCCCAUAGUACCCCUUAUUGCCGAGGAGAACUUUGAGUUCCCGCUCAAUGAGAUCGACGCCAUUCCCGAGGGAGAGGGGCCCUUCUUGUGCUGGCCUAACCAACGCACAGAUCCCGAGUUUGUCUCGGAUGAUCUUUUGAUUAACGUGAUCCAGGACUACAGCAACCCCCACGGGGUCAGUGAUCCUCCUCUGCCGCCCAGCCCACCCCCGCCGGAGCAGCCCUCUCCCCCAGCGUCAAAGGAGCCGCCCCCGCAGCAGCAGCAGCAGCAGCAGCAGCAGCAGCCGCAGCCGCAGCCGCAGCCGCAGCCCCAGCCCCAGCCCCAGCCGCAGCCGCAGACCCAGCCCCAGCCGCAGACCCAGCCCCAGCCCCAGCCCCAGCCCCUUCUGCCACCAUUGGAGAGACCUAACAUACGGCUCUUUUCUGGCGAUCCAGUCUACCUGGCUGAAUUCCUGAUGCAGCUAGAGACCUUCAUAGCUGACCAUGAGGAUCAUUUCCCUGGGGGUGCUGAGCGGGUGGCCUUUCUGAUCUCCUUUUUCACUGGUGAAGCGAGGGACUGGGCCAUCUCUGUCACCCAGGAAGGAAGCUCCCUGCAUGCCAACUUCCCGCGCUUCCUGGAUGAAAUCCGUAAGGAAUUCCGUGGCCCCAUACCCCCACGAGUGGCUAAAAAGGCCAUCCGCAAGCUCAAGCAGGGAAAGUGUACCCUGGGCAGCUAUGCAGAUGCUUUUCAGUUCCUGGCCCAAUUCUUGUCUUGGGAUGACUGCCGCCUCCAAAAUCAGUUCCUCAAAGGCCUGUCGGAAUAUUUCCGAAAGGAGCUCUUAUGGUCAACUGAAAUGGCCGACCUGGAUGAGCUGAUUCUUGAGUGUGUGGAGAUAGAAAGAAAAGUGCGCAUUCCCAAGCCAAUCAAGCUCCCUGGGGUGCGCAAUGUCGUCCCUCCUUUUGCUCCCACCCCUGAUGAGGAAGAUAUUAUUGAUGAACAGCGCUACCAUGAGGAUGAUGAAGAUGGGAUAUGCAGGCACAGCUCUUCCCUGAAGGACCAAGACAUAAGGGCUUUUGGGCAAGAGGUGAUAGAGGAGGAGGAGGAGGAGAAGAUGAGGGAAGAGGAGAAGAUGAGGGAGGAGGAGGAGAAGGAAGAGGAGGAGGAAGAGGAGAUGAAACAGAAAGAGGAGGAGGAGAUGAAGAAGAAUGAGGAUGACAAUGAGAAUAAGGAUGAGGAAGAAGAUGAAAUUGAGGUGGGGAGCCAGGAACCAGAGCAGGAGCCAGAACAGGAGCAAGAGAGGGUGCCGUUGUUUGAGGAGAUGUUUGGUGAGAUGGGCCAUGAGCACCACCAUCACCACCACAUCCACCACCACCACAAUGGGAUCCAUGUGAUAGAAGAACUGAUGGAGAUGGAGGAGCCUGUUCUUGUUGACACUUCAACCCAGACGAUUAGCACAACCAUUGGCUACCAUGCUGAGAAUUUCCUGGGUGCAUCACCUCCCAUAAUACAGCCCAGCAGACGGAGGAACCAGAAUCGAGUUCCACUUCUGGAGGGCCUUCCAGGUACCAAUUCACCAUUCUACAGCUCCCCACCACUGAUUCGCCGUGCUGGUCGCUUGGGGCAACGCCAAAUUCGAAGACGUCCCCCGGUGCUAUUCCGCCUUACUCCGAGACAGGGGGGCCACCGAGCUGCUCGUGGCCGAAUUCGCGUGUGAGUGAUGGGGCAAACUGGCCACCUGGAACACACCCUUCUACUGCCUCCCCUGCCCCUGCUAUUGCUGCCACACUUGCCCCAUGUACUGACCAGUCCUUAAGGGAGUUCCAGACCUGCCCAACCUGAAGAAGACCUGCAGAGUUCUAGACUAUCUCGCAACCAUGAUCAGAGAGUAACAUGUGCUCAGCCAAGGCCACCUGGGAAAGGAUAGGAUAGCAAAAGCUGUCCUCUUGGCAUAUACUCUGCUCAGUCUUGCCACAAGCUAGAGAGCAGGUUUCUGGGCCUGUUCUCGUGAAUGAACUGGUCACCCUUUUGUAUUCCCCUCUAGUUGUGCCCAGCCUCUCCUGCUUUUAUUCACCCUGUGUUCUACAGUUUUAUCCUCCAACUGGCUCACCAGAACUUCACCCAAUGCCUCAUUGAUCUGCCCCAAUGAUUGAAAGGACAAGCUACAUUGAACUCCUAAAGCCACUGAGGCCACUUACUAAAUAUAAUGGACAGCGAGCAGGAUGACACCGGGAAAUGUGCCUAGAAGGCUAUGCUUGUUUUGUGCUACACCUCCAGCAGAAGGGCCUGGAAGAGGACCCUACAUGUAGCCCAGUGAGAGUGUGCAAAGCCACAUGUAAAAUUGACAAUUUGAGAUUUGUUUGUCCUUAACUGACUGUGGCAAGCUGCCUCCACUUCCAGCACUUGAGUUCAUCUUUCUUCAGACUCCUAUAUUAGAGCCCUUGGAAUGGCUUGGCCAAAUCUGGGGCCUUCUCCUCUUACUACACUGUCCUCCUGGACAUCCCCAGAAUACAGCUCGACAUGGCAGGCCCCACCCCUUUCCUUGAUGGUGCCUAAAGGGGCAUUUGGGGUGGUGGAAUAGGAGGAGGAAGAGGGAGAAACCACAUGACUGCUUCAAAUCCUACAGAGUAAAUUUCCUUAGGGAAAAGGGUCUUCUUCCCCAGCCAAGCUUUGGACUCCAGUCCCCAGCCAAAGGUCUCUGCCAGCGACUUUCUGUCCUAGAGGCGCCCUCACUAACCUUCCCUUCCAAGAUAACCAGAGAGAGAAUGAGCAAGCGCCCACGGCCUGCUCCUUAACUCCCUCCAACUCUUAAGGAGGAGAGUUGGAAGGUUGCCUCUACAGAGAUUGUACCCACUGCAGCCUUGCAUCUUGGACACCUGCUUGGCUCUCACAUGGGGGUCAGUCUCUGGGCUGUUGCUGUACUUUGAUUGGACAGUAAGGCUGAUGGGGGUGAUGCCUCUUAGGCACUCCUGGGACUCCUCAGUACAAACCCAGACAGGUGCCCUUAUAGAGAGACCUGCUGUUUGCCUUGAGUCCAGAAAACACUGUUUCUUCAGUGAAAAAUAUACAUUUACUAUGUCAGCUCUGGCCAUGAAAUGCCAGCCAAAUCCACUCCUUGCCUGAACUGCCCCUGGACACUGAACUCUCUGCACAGUGCCUGGCAGCUGGGCAAGUGCAGCCAAAGUGUCUGUGGCCAGAGGGAAGAAAACAGUGAAUGAAGUCUCUGUUCCUCACCGGAGUCUGACAGAUAACCUCAGCCCAGCCUUGGGAUUUGGGGCCUAGAGGCCAGAGGAAGGAGCUGGAGGAAGAGGAGUCACAGAGAUCCAGUCCUCAGACUGGUUUCGGCUUAUUUCCUUGGGAGAGAGUUCCAGAAGGGGAACAGCUAUUCAUCAAGGCUGUGGAUCCUGUUUGCUGAUGUCAACACGCUGGCCCUGCUGCCUGUGAACUUGUGGAGAAGUGCAAAGGACAGGUGCCUUGCACCCCCACUUCCAGGGAUCCCUCAGCACAGGCCCUGCCUGUUCCCAUGGUGCUCACCUUGAACCCUUGUAGCCUCAGCCAGGGAGAGAGUGGAUGAGCAGUGAGCUGGUUUCCGGGCCUCUAGGGGCAGAGGGGGCUUGGGCUUCCCUUUGACCCUCUCCCCGCUUUCCCAGAUCUUCAAUAUUUGUUGUGAUGUGACAGCCACAAGAGCUGUAAGAGGAACUAUGAGCUUUGGGUGUUUCCUUGGGUUGAAAGAGGGGUGGGGGGUGGGUGGGAAAUGCAUGCAGGGGUAUGAAGGCAGCCCAAGGAUUCCCAGAGGCUCGGGAGGAAACCCCCUUGAAAUAAAUGUGUUAUUGUUGUGUUAUUGUUGCACUAUUGUGUUGUGAAGAUAAGAAAUUGCUCUGUACGCUAAAGCUUCUCUCCUCAAUAAAAAUAUA